AUGGCAGACGAUACCCUCCUCGCUCUCCAAGACUCCGACUACAACUCCGCCUCGGACGAAGAAUUCGAUCCCACCACCGCCGAAGAGGCCGCCGCCGACGAUGCCUCCAUCUCAAGUUCCGAUGAUGAGGGCGAGGCCAAGAAAAGUGCGAAGCCCGCAAAGAAGAGCGGUAAGCGUAAGCGCGGCGCGGGCGACGAUGAUGACGAGCUCGACUCGGGUGACGAGGCCACCAUCGCGGCCGCACGGCGGCGGCAUCAGCAGCAGCGUGCCGGCAACAAGAAGCAGCGCCAGGAGGCGGAGGGCGAUGACGACGUAGAGCUGCUGAGCGACGAUGGUGGCGAAGGAGGUCUGGUCAAGACGCGCGCGCAGCGGCGGGCGGAGAAGAAGGAGAGGAGGCCACUGGCGCGCGUGGACGGCGCGACCGCGGAUGUAGAUGCGAUCUGGGCGGCGUUGAGCACGGCUCCGGUGGGGAAGACAAAUGAUGAGGAGGCGAAGGGGGACGAGGGAAUGAGAGACGAAGAAGCAGGAAAAGGGCAGGAGAAAGCCCAGGAUGCUAUGCGCUCGGAAGAGGUCGAAGAGGAGAUGAUUAUGAUCAAGCGGACGUACGACUUUGCCGGCGACCGCAUAACAGAAGAACGCCAAGUGCCUAAGUCUUCGGCGGAAGCGAAGCUAUACCUCGCCCAGCAGCAAGAGAAGCUGGAUAAGCAAUUAUCUUCUAGCAAAAAGGCGACAGAGUCCUCCGCAACGCCCGACACGGACGGAAAAGACAUCACGGAAGGAGAAGGAGAGCAGGAGACGGACAAGCCUGCCGUACGUCGACCACUUCACCGCCCCUCACGUUUCGAUCCGAACCCCACUGCCGAAGUAAAAGGACUGUCACCGGAGAAACAGCUGACCUGGGCGCGUCGUCGCGCGCUCCUUGAUCCCACUGCUACCACGGUCCUCCCUGCAUUUACCACUGCAGGCGCUCAAGAUACGAAUGCGGCAGCCGCUGCAGCCAAGAAGAGCAGAGAGAAGGCACAGAAGCUCAAUACGGUGGAUAAGAGUAGGCUUGAUUGGGCAGGCUAUGUCGAUAAAGAGGGCAUUGCGGACGAGCUGGACGAGUACGGACGCGCUAAGGAGGGCUACCUUGGUCGUAUGGAUUUCUUGAACCGGGUGGACGAAAGAAGGGAGGAGGAGAGGCGGGCUGCGAAGGCCGCAUUGAGGACCUAG
Molecule: messenger RNA, 1212 nt
Organism: Lasiodiplodia theobromae
Lineage: Eukaryota; Fungi; Ascomycota; Dothideomycetes; Botryosphaeriales; Botryosphaeriaceae
Product: Swr1p complex component
Exons: 1
Coding region: 1-1212 (403 amino acids)
Source: RefSeq, a predicted model, not a curated record